Asparagus officinalis (garden asparagus) is the source of this 3750-nucleotide messenger RNA. Its product is annotated as serine/threonine-protein kinase prpf4B. Gene Ontology annotation, biological process: mRNA cis splicing, via spliceosome; peptidyl-threonine phosphorylation; peptidyl-serine phosphorylation. The transcript is spliced from 16 exons. The record is from RefSeq and is a predicted model, not a curated record. Gene Ontology annotation, molecular function: protein serine/threonine kinase activity; ATP binding. Lineage: Eukaryota; Viridiplantae; Streptophyta; Magnoliopsida; Asparagales; Asparagaceae. Bases 107 to 2983 code for a protein of 958 amino acids.
CGUUUCGCUAAAUCCUCGAUAGAUCUCAGCCUCGGAAAAAGCCCUAAAAGAGCGAUACCGAUAGCGCCCUUCACAAACCCUCACCCUAAAAAUUUCAAUUUUCGCCAUGGAAAUCGAAGAUGAAGAGCCUAUUCAGUCUCCAUCAUUGAAGAAGCACCGAUCGCCGUCGCCGGAGGCGGCGGAGGGCGAUGCGAAGCGGCGAAAACACCACCGCCACCGCCAUCACCGCCAUCACCGCCAUCGACACAGCAAGAAGGACAAGGAGAAGAUUGUUGAAGAUGGAAAAGUCGAGGGAGGAGUUCUUGAUACGAAUCGGAUGGUUGAGGAUGGGGAAUUGGAGGAAGGAGAGAUUGUUGAAGAAGGGGAAAUUGUUGAGGAAUCUGCAAAUUUGGAUUCUUUUAGAGAGGAUCGAAUUUACUCCGAUAAAGAACUGAAAGCAGUUGAUUCUUCGGUUAAGCAUCUUGAUAUUCCAAGAGGGGAGAUUGAAGCUGUUCCAAAAUUCAAUGGAGCUAAUUCAGAAGGUGAAGUCUCAAAGAAUAUCUGUGCAGAGAGAAAAGAAUCAACUGAUAAAGAUAAUGAUGUUGGUAAUGGUGAUUUAAAAAGUCAGAAAAGGUCAAUUUCACCAAUUUAUAAAGAAAGUAUCAACGCAAUGAAGUACAAAUAUAUGGAAGAAGACAAUGAAACCACUUCUGAUCAUUCCUUAGGAAGCAAAAGGCACCAUGGUGAAGUUCAUCGAAGGGUUCGAUCAAGGUCACGGGAUGUUGAUUAUGAUCGGAGCAACAAGGAUGAUGGGCGGGAGCGGUACAAGGUUAGAAGUCGACUGAUCGAAGCAGAUAAUGGCAGGAGUCACGUUGAAAGGGAGUGGAGUAGUUAUCAUAAGAGAGGCGAUGAGCUAGAAGAUAGGCAUGGAGAUGAAGAUUAUGAUAGACGAAAAGAUAUGGAUAAAGGGGUGCGUAAGGAAAGAGAGAGAAGUUCUAGUUAUAGCAGACAUGAAAGGCGAGAAUCCAGACAUAGUGAUCGUGAUAGAGGAAGGGACUUGACUAAAGAACAUCGGAGGGAAAGGGAUAGGAGUUCAAGUAUUUCUAGCAAGCAUGAUCGGGACCGAGAAAGGAGAGAAAGAGACAGAAGUAGCAAACCAAGAGAUGUAACCAGGGAUAGGUAUAGAAACCGGGACGAAUUAGGGGAUGUCAUCAGAGAGAGGGAAAGGGAUCGAUAUGGUUAUGAUAGAGAUAGGAGUCGGACUAGGGGGCGGGAACUGGAUUUAGAUACCGAUAGGGAACAUCAUAGGCAAAUUGAAAAGGAUAGAGUUAACAAUCGAGACAAACAAAGAGAUUCUAGGCACUCAAAAUAUGAGGAACAGGGACAACAUAGAGAUAGAACGAGAUCAAAGGUGCUUUCCAAGGAGCGUACUUCCGCUAGUCAUGAUUUUCAAGAAGGUAAAAGGGAGUCACUAAGGGAGGAAGAUGAAGAAGACUAUCAAGAAAGAAUUGAACAGCAACUUGCCAAACAGGAGGAAGAAGAUCUUGAGAAAAUUAAGGAGGAGAGCAGAAAAAGGAGGCAAGCCAUCUUGGAAAAGUAUAAACAACAGCAGCUGCAUAAACAUAUCGAAUCUUCACCUGACAAUUAUCCUGCAGAGGACAAGAAAUCUCUGGAUAAAGACAAAAUGUGGGAGACAGCUACUGAGAGUUCUGCUGGUCAAGCUCUUCCAGGAGACCCAGAUGUGAAGCAAGAUUCCUCUGAAGCUUAUGUUGCUGAUCCACCAUUUGCCUUGGGUAAAUCUCCUAUAGUUAAUGGGACUUCAACCCCUGAGAAGAGAGGUGCCGCGGGGCUUGGUGAAGGUACUCCAAAGAGUGAGAGAUCAACUGAUAUGUUUUGCGAUGAUAUCUUUGGAGAAUCACCUGUUGGCAUCAAGAAGACGGGCAAAGGUGAUGGUUUGCAGAUGGAAAGAAGUGGCCUUCAUGACAACUGGGAUGAUGCUGAGGGUUAUUACAGUUACAGAUUUGGUGAAGUUCUUGAUGGUCGAUAUGAAGUUAUUGCAGCGCAUGGCAAAGGGGUUUUUUCAACUGUUGUGCGUGCUAAGGAUCUUAAAGCUGGAAAGGGUGAGCCGAAAGAGGUUGCCAUAAAAAUGAUACGCAGCAAUGAGACUAUGUAUAAGGCAGGCAAAGAUGAGCUGAAGAUAUUAGGGACGCUGGCUGCUGCAGAUCCUGAGGACAGACGGCAUUGCGUUAGGUUUCUUUCAAGUUUUAUGUACAGGAACCAUCUUUGUUUAGUUUUUGAAUCUCUUCAUAUGAAUCUUCGUGAGGUUCUAAAGAAAUUUGGUCGUAAUAUUGGGCUUAAACUGACUGGUGUGAGGACAUAUGCAAAGCAGCUAUUCAUUGCAUUGAAGCAUCUGAGAAAUUGUGGCAUACUACACUGUGAUAUAAAGCCAGAUAAUAUGCUGGUAAAUGAGGGAAAGAAUGUGCUGAAGCUUUGUGAUUUUGGCAAUGCAAUGGAGGUUGAUAAGAAAGAGCCCACACCAUACUUGGUUAGCCGCUUCUAUCGAGCACCGGAGAUAAUUCUUGGAUUGGAAUAUGAUCACCCGCUGGACAUGUGGUCAGUUGGCUGUUGUUUGUAUGAACUUUACUCUGGGAAGGUUCUGUUCCCAGGUCAUACUAAUAAUGAUAUGCUUCGACUUCAUAUGGAAUUGAAGGGUGCUUUCCCGAAGAAGAUGCUUCGAAAGGGACUAUUUACGCAUCAGCAUUUUGAUCAAGAUUUUAAUUUUCACGCUAAUGAGGAGGACCCUGUUACUAGGAAGCCUGUAAAGAGACUGCUUCUGAAUAUUAAGCCUAAGGACAUUAAUUCGCUCAUUUCCGGCUUCCCAGGCGAAGACCCAAAGAUGGUAGCCAAUUUCAAAGAUCUUUUAGAAAAAAUAUUUGUUCUGGAUCCAGAAAAGAGGAUGACAGUUUCUCAAGCACUAAGUCAUCCCUUUAUCACGGGCAAGUGAAUUAAGAUGCUGAAUUAGACUGCAAAUAAAAUUGAGCUUUGCUUCUAUCUUGUAAUAUACUUUUUAUCUAGCCCAUCUAAUUCUUCACCAUUUGUGUCUUAUCAAUGAGACAAUGGCUCUAGAGCAUUCGGUUGGUACUUGAUGUGGAUGAAGGAUGGAAGACGUGAUCGAUCUGGAACCUUCCUACAUGACAAUUCUUGUCAGUUGUGUUCUGUUUCUUGGUUUCUGCGGGUUUCUGAGGCUACCAAUUCCAUGUUUUAGAUGCCACAAGGCAGCCAAACGAAAGGCUUUUCCUUGAAGAUGGGCUUGCUGGAAGGCUUGUAUUUUGAAAUUUGUUUUGGGUAUAGUUGCUAACUUUCAGGAAAUUCAUUUCAGCACUAAUAGCACAUUAGCUAAUCGCAUACGGUCUGGUAUUGUUUGCCCCUUGGGACUGGAUGUUUUGCCUUUUGCUACCUUAGGGCGCUUUGGACGGGCGUAAUCGAGAUGAAUAUUGUGGGAAUUGUUUGUUGUUUAUUUGCUCUUCAUUGCCAGGAUUUGGCUUGCGGCGUUUUGGACGCGCAGAGCCAAUAUCAGUGAUGUGGCUCGUGUUCGGAGCCGUUACUGACCUGCAUAGAGGAAGGGAAGAAAAGGUGUUAAAUUUCACAAAAUUAUGUUGAACUAUUGAGUGGGGAGUGUACAAGAUUAUCAUAAAAUAUUUUUACUGGAGAAACUACUGUGGAUUUUACUUACGGCUGCCAAGAAUUAAAUGUCGUUUGUUUUUAUUUAUA